This is a messenger RNA of Lethenteron reissneri (Far Eastern brook lamprey), 2053 nucleotides long. RefSeq lists its product as uncharacterized. NCBI's taxonomy places the organism in Eukaryota, Metazoa, Chordata, Hyperoartia, Petromyzontiformes, Petromyzontidae. Gene Ontology annotation, cellular component: fibrinogen complex. Gene Ontology annotation, molecular function: extracellular matrix structural constituent; protein-macromolecule adaptor activity. Gene Ontology annotation, biological process: positive regulation of heterotypic cell-cell adhesion; blood coagulation, common pathway; blood coagulation. The record is from RefSeq and is a predicted model, not a curated record.
GGGGACCUUCCGAGUCCUCGACUCCGCGUGGCGCCUCCGAAGUUAUUUCGCGAAAGCAAAAAUCGCCGCAACUGCUGCCAACAACAACACAACUCCAGCAGCGGGGGCUGCUGCCUCCACUACGCGCGCUGGAACGAGCCGCAAGAGACGAGCCCCAUCGGACCAUCGGCGUUCUCGUCCCCGGUGAUGUCAAGGGGUGUUUGACAACCCCCCCGCCCAACCCACAAGGUUAAGGCGCAGCCCUGCAAUUGCUCGCUCAAGCCACGGCUGACGGAAGGCGCCUGGGCAUUUAGCUUCCACCUCUGUGCCACGUCGCCUUGGAAAAGAAGCUCUGGAGAAAAUCACGAUGAAGCUCUCACUCAUCCUUCUUCUCAAUUCGGUGGCACGAGUGGUGAGCGGUGGGCCCCAGCCUCUGCUGAGCGGGAGCCUCCAGCCAAAGUCCCUCGAGGAAACUGAGAGCUUCAUCCCAGACUCUGCGGAGUACGACGGCACGCUCGAUGCGUCCGAUGCGAGUGAAGAUUUUCAUCUGGAUUCUGGCGAAGACGCGGAUUACUUCGAUGGAGGCUUCCCCCAGGACUGCGCCGAGAUUUUCAAGCAGGGAAUCACCGAUGAUGGCAUCUACACCAUCCAGCCCGCAGCGUCUCGGGAGCCAUUCGAGGCCUUCUGCGACAUGGGGACAGACGGCGGUGGCUGGACGGUGUUCCAGCGACGGCAGAGCGGCGCCGUCGACUUCAACCGCACGUGGGGCGAGUACAAGCGCGGCUUCGGCGUGCCGAGCGGGGAGCACUGGCUGGGCAACGACCGCUUGCACGAGCUCACCUGGGGCCCCGCCGGCGCUCACCUGGCGAGGCACGGCGCGGCGCGCCGGGCGAGACGCCUCGAUGGCGCCAGCGGCGGUGACGGUGGCGGCGGCGAUGGGACCGGUGGCGCCGGCGGAGCGAGCCUGCGCGUCGAGCUCGAGGACUGGCACGGCGUGCGCCGCCACGCGCUCUACGCUCGCUUCCGCGUGGCGCCCGAGCGCGAGCGCUACCGCCUGACGGCGCGCGCCUACCGGGGCGACGCCGGCAACGCCCUCACCUACCGGCGCGGCUACAGCCACGACGGGCGGCCCUUCUCGACGCCGGACCGCGACCACGACGCGUACGCGGCGGGCAGCUGCGCCGCCUACUACGCCGCUGGGUGGUGGUUCGACGCCUGCUUCGCCGCCAACCUCAACGGCCGCUACUACCGGGGCGGCCGCUACCGCGGAGCCGUCACCGACGGCAUCUUCUGGGGCACGUGGUACCUGCUGAGCGACUACCGCUCGGGGCGCAAGUACACCUUCAAGUUCGUGGAGAUGAAGACGAAGGCCGGCGGAUUUCUGAGAGUGGGGAGCGGAGGCUCCCCGUUCCGGUCUCCCGUCGCGAAGCGCGUUUGGGGUUUUUGUUUCGCGACGGGAAUUGGACGCGCUGCGACGGACGUAUUAGGGAACACAAUUUUUGUUUUUCGUGACGCGGCCUGCCGAAUCGGGUGGAACGCGAUCGAGCGAUCGGAGCUGUGUCACGCGAGUAGGAAUCGGCUGCCUCGGCGUAGCAUCAUCGCACGAGGCAGCGGGAUGCUGCUGGAUGUUUCUAGAUGCUACCCACGCGCCUCAAGCCUUUGUUCGGCCUGCGUACGCAUCUCACGUGUCAUCGCGGACCGUGCUUUACCCUACAAUAUAUUUAUUAGUACAACGCGAUUUUUCCGUAACGCGUUGUUCUUCACGAACGCAACAACUGCCGCGUCAUAGGAGAACAGACUGCACAAAAAUCUACGGAGGCAGUCGUCCUCCAACAACAACGUGGAGAGCAGAGGAGUGACAUUCACAAUGAGCGGAGCGCCGGGCGGCUAAAACGAAGCAAGUCGGCACAGUAAGGGGGGUACAGCUGCCAGUCAUCUCAGUCAGUUGACGCAUGGCACCACCUGGGUCUGUUCCGUGACCUCCUGUCAGCAGCGAGCUUUCGAAACUUCACGUGGCCUCACCACGGGCACCUGGCCUGGCACAAGCGCCGUGGUGACAUCACCAUCACUUCGU